Stereum hirsutum FP-91666 SS1 is the source of this 3246-nucleotide messenger RNA. RefSeq lists its product as uncharacterized. The coding region runs from base 1 to 3246 and encodes 1081 amino acids. NCBI's taxonomy places the organism in Eukaryota, Fungi, Basidiomycota, Agaricomycetes, Russulales, Stereaceae. The record is from RefSeq and is a predicted model, not a curated record. Gene Ontology annotation, molecular function: cysteine-type endopeptidase activity. The transcript is spliced from 10 exons. Gene Ontology annotation, biological process: proteolysis.
AUGGCUUGUCACGAAGUCUACUCCGACGAGCUCGCUUGCCGGAAGUGGGGCUACGCUCUCUGGAGACCAGAUCCUGUACCUAGAGAGGUGCAAGGUCGUUAUUACCAUCAACGAUUGCCAGUAUCUCUCGGAGACGUAGGAUUCGUCCGUGACGGCGGCUUCACCCCUUUAUUCAACGUCCAUCUCCCCUCCGACGAUCCACUGCAGUCUCGUUACUUCCCAGAAGAUUUUGAACACAUACCGAAGCCGCGAUACAUACGUACGGACUGGCUAGACAAAGGAAUACGGUUCUCUCGGACGGUUCGCGUCGGGGGUAUGGAUGUCAAACUCCCACUGGGCCUCGCUCCUCUGACAGGACAAGCCUCAUUCAGCUGCCAUAAGACGCAAGGCGCCGUUCAAGUGAUCCCUAAAGAAGCAAUUCGCACAGACGCCCAUUCCCUACUAGAUUACAAGACGUAUAUCCUAAAAAACUGCGAGAGCUGGCUUGCUUUCGCAAACGGGCCAGGUUCAGGGCUCGAGCUCGAAAUGGAGGAUCUUAUUCUUGUGACGGGUUACGAUCUGGCUUCAUCCUGGGCUGUUGCUGCAUUCAUGCACAAUGAGGCUGACGCGGCAAUAGAGCUCCAGGUGAACACUGCUAUCGGAGCGGGCGGUGCAGGGAUGCACGUCUCUUGGAAGAACGAGUGCAAUGCGGAGCAUAACUGGGGCCCACGACCAGGUCUUCUAACUUCUAUCGAAGCGACGCUCUCACCUCUUUCCCAGGAUAGGACUUUGAUGGAAAAUCACGAGACGACAUCCAGUAGUGGGGAUGGGCAGACGGAGUCUUCGACGCGAGACCAAUGUAUAUUCCUUAGAGGGUAUCGUGUGAAACGCAGAGUGUUUCGAACCGUCAAGAAGAUUCGCGCAAUGGCUGGGCCUUCCGACCUACCCGAAGAACGAGAUGGCAAUAGUGACGCUGCCAUUCCUUCAAUAAACGAAACGCAAAACGAAGAAGACGUGUUCGAAGUCAGCCCGAUUGCGAAAAAUAGUGGUUACAAACCGCUGGUUGUCUCGUUGUUGGAUUAUAUUCUCGAGAAGUCCGAUGCUUCCAUAGCCAUUGUACACGACAAAGAUUUCGAACUGUUCGAUGAUGCUGUAUGCACCCCAUCCGGCAUCCGUCGUGAGCUUUCAAGUGGCAGCCUGUCCAUAGAUAUGCAAUCAACGGGCUUUUCGCAGAGAGUCGGAACGUUAUCAAGUGAACGAAAACACCGCAUACUGGAUCGAAGACACCAUAGGCAGCCAAUCACAAGCUCUCUACAACAGGAACAAGAGCUCGCGGUGCAGGAUCCGCCCGACACAAGAAUUAUAUGGUAUAUGUUCAGCACUGUCAUCUCUCUAUCGCUGUGGUUAGACCCUGCCGCAUUCCACGCUCUACUCAUCGGGAUCAACGCGUACCCGAGCCUUAAACAUGUUACACUACAAGGCGCUAUCAUCGACGUCCACGCAGUCUACACCUUCCUCACCGAAGACCUUGGGGUGCCGCCCUCGAACAUAAAGCGCCUAACCGCCAGUGACGCCACAAGAGCCGCCAUUCUUCGCGAACUCAAAGCUCUCGCUUCAAAUCCAUCCAUCAAACCCGACAGUCCGAUACUCAUCUAUUAUGCCGGCCAUGGAUCCUCGGGUCCUCCCCCAGCGGAGUGGAACGUCGAUGAUGCGAAAAUUGAAUACAUCGUCCCUUACGAUUGCUCAAAGGCCACGCCGGCAAUACCGGAUAGGACGAUCGCUGCGUGUUUGGAUAACAUCGCUAAGUCGAAAGGAGAUAACAUUACCGUCAUCCUCGACUGCUGCCAUUCCGGCUCCGGCACUCGCGACUCAAGUGGCGUCCAGCGCAUACGCUACGUUGAUCUUCCUAUCGAUACUAUCUCUCCGACGCUCGACAAGGAGAUCUGCGGUCCUGAAGCGGCCGCCCCUGGCAAGCUUGCCCGAGGCUCGACUCUUGCACCUGGGUUUCGCCAGACAGGUCUCGGUUCCCAUAUCCUUCUCGCAGCAUGCGGCUCGCGUGAAUCUGCGGCAGAAGACGAGAGGGGAGUCUUCACGCGUGCAUUGAUCAAGGCACUCCAGGAGAACUGGAGGAACGGGGUCACAUACAAGGAGUUAAUGAUGGUCAUCCCAGAAAUUUCUAAUCAACAUCCCCAAUGUGAAGGCAUAAAUCAGAGCCGUCAAAUAUUCACGACUAUAGUAGCUCCAGUCUCUCUUCUCGCCGCCGUUCGCAGUAAUACCUUCUCGGUGGCUAUCACUGCGCCAAACCGCCGUGUUUCUAUGGGACGCGGACGUUUACGCGGGGAUGCCAGUCGGAAGGAGACCGGGCAACAAUUUGGUCUAGAGUUUGGCGAGGGCUUGAAUGAGGAGGCAGAGAAGUUUAGAGAGGCCCUGGAUCGUGACAAUCAAUGUACUGUUGAACAAGAUCCAGCGCCGGCUUCAACAAUUUCGAACGAUCUACUCGUUUCUCUUGGCGGCCACGACAUUACAUUCGACGCUAUUUCCGAAACUCAUUCCAAGCUCGGCUUCAAACGGCUUCCAUGCACCGUCGCACACAAUUCUGAUCAUCUCAACUUCGUGCUAUCCGUAGCUACCAAUUUCUAUUUCCACCUCCGCCGCCAACCCCAGCGCAGUGUUAUCUCGAGGGAUGUCGUUCUCGAAUUCACGGAACUCGAAGAAAUUGCCGCAGACGAGGAUCUGGCGGUGCAGAAUUUCAGACCGUCGAGCAAGAACCUCAUUAACGAGGACAAUGAAGUGUACCUCGACAUAUGCAGCACGAUCGAGAAGCAAUAUGGGAUAAGAAUUACAAACAACUCUACCUCGGAUUUAUAUCCUGCGCUUUUCUACUUCGACAAUAGUGAUUUCAGUAUUCAGAGCUACUUUCUUCCACCUUCAUCCACUCAGGGUGGCAAACCCGAUCCACCUCUUCGAGCUGGGGAGUCGCUCAACAUUGGUUACGGAUCAGGUGGUGUACCUCCGUUCCAAUACUUCCUUCGUGAAGGGCAGAAGAUGGACCUGGGAUUCUUGAAGUUGUUUCUUACGAGAGCGUACGUCGAUCUUUCGAGUAUUGCGCAAGAGUCACCAUUUCUGGUGCAGCGUGGUGGUGGUGGUGGUGGUCGAGAUGUGCAAAGUAUUAUAGAGAAUAAGACAGUGGCUCAGAUGCCGCUGUCGUCGGCCUGGGAUCAAGUCACGAUUCCUGUCGUACAGAAGCGCGUAUCUUCACCAAUGUAG